AUCGAUUUUUGCAUAUAAAUUAAACACUGCAACUUUAACUUAAGCGAUGAUGUAACGAAAACAUUCAGAAAAGAGAACAAACGCAUCAGAAAACAGGAAUAGACAGAUCGUGAUCUUCAAAUUUUCAAAUUAGCUGCGUCAUAUUUUCUCUGUCAGCUGUCAUUGACUUAAGGAAAGUUCUUGAAUAUUGUAGUAAAUAUUGAUGUAAUAGCUUGCAAUAUUUCCUGUUAUAUAUAUAUAAACUUCACUGAAAGAAACACAAUUUCAAUAUUCAGUUGUGAUCCCAAGCUAGAACUAUAUUAUAUAGAAGAUCUACGGACAAUAUAAAAAAGUAGUUGUUGCUGCUAAUUGAUUGGAAAAAUGGUUCAUAUUAUAAAAGUAUACUUUACUGGUCCAAACCAGAAUGUUGAAAUAAGGAGACUGACUGUCAACAGUGAAAUUGUCUCAAGAUUUGAUCUUUUAGUUAGGAAGAUCCGAGAAAUGUUCCCUGUUUUGGCGACAGGCUAUGUUCAAGUGACUUGGAAAGAUUCAGAAAAUGAUGUCAUCCAUAUGUCUAGUGAUGAAGAAUUAGCCCAAGCUUUGGCUAGCGCUGAUGAUGAUAUAUUGAGAAUUUAUGCUUACUCUAUUGGUAAUAAACAGGCUGAAGAGAGAGCAAAUCAUAAUUUAAAGAGCGAUCAUAAUGAGAUGCACCCAAAUAUAAUUUGUGAUGGAUGUGAUAAGACAGUUUAUGGCUAUCGUUAUAAAUGCCUUCAGUGUCAAAAUUUUGAUCUUUGCUCUUCAUGCAAUGCAGAAAACAAGCAUGAACAUCAUGAUAUGAUUAAACUUUCAAAACCUAUUCACAUUCCACGGGAGUGGGUUUUCUAUGGCGCUCGUAAAUUUUGGAGAUCCAUGUUUGGUCGUUGCCCUGCUGCAUAUUUUACAGCUUCUGCUUCCACCAAUCAAAAUGAGAAAAGUGCAAAACAAUCUGAUUCUGGAAAAGACCAUUGGCAUGGAAUACUUGAUGAACUUCUAAAAGGCGGCUGUGUUUCUGCAGAAAAACUUAUGAAAGAGAAUCUAGGAGGUUUUCUAAAUUUCAUGGAAUCAGUUUCAGGAAAUAUGGAUGUAAAACUUGAAAGGGAUCCACCUAAACCUAGCAACUCUAGUGAAAAACAAGAUAAUAAAAAUGAUGAGAAGAAUAAUAAUGACUCUUCUAAGGUAGAACCUACACCCACUGCUUCUACAGCUCUUCCAGCUGAAGAAUAUUUUCAAAAGAUAACUAAAGCAGUAGAAGAUUUAGGCUUUUCUAAUCUCUUUCCUACUGAAGACAUUGUAAGAAAAUCUGAUAAGCUUGCAGAGGAAAGAAAUUUAGAUGAAAAAAAGCAGUCAUUGGAGAAAAAUGACUCAUCUGCUGUUGGAGAUUCAGUAGAAAAAAGACAGGGAGAAAACUCUUCUAAACCUUGUGGUCUUUUUGGUGAUAAUGAAGCUUCUGAUGGCUGGACAAUCUUGAAUAAACAAGAAGAGGAGAAAAAGGACACAGCAUCUGCAAAUGACAAUGGAGCCAAACCAAAAUACUCCGGUAUCUACCCUUCAAUAUUCGAAAAAGUACCAUCCUCAGAAGGCUCUGAAUCUGCUGGUGAAGUCUGUGCUGAGACAAAAGUCAAAGAAAUUCCCCCUGUACAGACAGGCUCAAGUCUGACCGAUGCUCAAAUCUUACCAAAGCCUGCUGUUGCUGCAGUAAAUGAAAGUGACAAGUUUGCCAAACUGAAUCAAAAUGAAAAUGUGGCUAUAAAUUACGAUCCUGAAAUAAUGAAUGCUUUGGUCAAAAUGCAAGCCAUGGGAUUUACAAAUGAAGGAGGGUGGCUUGAGCGACUUUUGAUUACAAAAGAUGGAAACAUCAAUGCAACUCUUGAUGCUUUAUAUCCCAAUACCCGUCGCCGUUAGAUAUUUCUUUGAUAGACUCGCUAUUAUUUUAAUCUUUACUUCUUGUAUUCCAUGUACUGUUUUAUUUUGUAGUGAGAACUGUUUAUUUUUCAGUAAAUAUAUAUGCACAUAUGUUAUGAUCUUUAUAUUUUGUGUCUUUCAUACUACAUAUUCAAUAU
Molecule: messenger RNA, 2078 nt
Organism: Parasteatoda tepidariorum (common house spider)
Lineage: Eukaryota; Metazoa; Arthropoda; Arachnida; Araneae; Theridiidae
Product: sequestosome-1
Biological process (GO): endosome organization; mitophagy; aggrephagy
Cellular component (GO): aggresome; amphisome
Molecular function (GO): protein kinase C binding; K63-linked polyubiquitin modification-dependent protein binding; zinc ion binding
Source: RefSeq, a predicted model, not a curated record